AUGCCAUACUCUCUCAAAGGCCGCAACGUUUUGGUGACAGGAGGAUCUAGGCAAGUUCUCUCAGAAGGAUCGAACAUUGUCGUAAACUAUGUCAGCAGCAAAGACAGAGCCGACCAGGUCGCCGAAAAGUGUAAAGGGCUGGGGGUCAAGGCCGUCGUAAUCCAGGCUGACAUUGGAGUCGUCAGCGACACUGUGCGGCUAGUGAAAGAGAGCGUUGAGCAAUUGGGAGGACUUGAUAUUAUCAUUAACAAUGCUGGCUGGACUAGGUUCACGAACUUUGGAGACAUCUAUGAUAUGAGCCAUGCUGAAUGGGACAAGUGUUGGGCCACCAACGUCAUGUCCCACCUCGUGUUGAUGCAGGAAGCUGCUCCGAUCUUCAACAAGAACCCGGAUGGCGGCGUAUUCAUCAUCUCUUCCUCUGUUGCGGGUAUAAGCUGCGGCGGAAGCUCAAUGGCGUACUCCACCAGUAAAGCUGCAGGUCUACAUCUGAUGAAAUGCCUCGCCUCUACGCAAGGGCCAAAGAUCCGUAUCAAUGCCGUGUUGCCAGGUCUUCUCCUGACGGAAUGGGGCCUGAAAUUCAGUGAGGAGCGUAUCCAGGCUGUUAAGAACAGCGCCGCUCUUAAGCAAGAGAUGCCUAUAUUUCGCUAG
Fonsecaea monophora is the source of this 648-nucleotide messenger RNA. RefSeq lists its product as hypothetical. The record is from RefSeq and is a predicted model, not a curated record. Bases 1 to 648 code for a protein of 215 amino acids. The transcript has 7 exons. NCBI's taxonomy places the organism in Eukaryota, Fungi, Ascomycota, Eurotiomycetes, Chaetothyriales, Herpotrichiellaceae. Gene Ontology annotation, molecular function: oxidoreductase activity.